ACUUCCCCUCAUUGUCUUAAGAAUUCCUCAUUUUGUAUUCUCCAUUUUCCCAAACAGCCUUUAGAGCCAAAUUUCCCAUCAACUCUCAGUUUCUGUUGAAUAGAAAAUGGCUGACGGUGAGGAUAUUCAGCCCCUUGUUUGUGACAAUGGAACUGGAAUGGUGAAGGCUGGAUUUGCUGGUGAUGAUGCUCCUAGAGCAGUGUUCCCUAGUAUUGUUGGUCGUCCCCGUCACACCGGUGUUAUGGUUGGAAUGGGACAGAAAGAUGCAUAUGUUGGUGAUGAAGCUCAAUCCAAGAGGGGUAUCUUGACCUUGAAAUACCCAAUUGAGCAUGGUAUUGUCAGCAACUGGGAUGAUAUGGAGAAGAUAUGGCAUCAUACUUUCUACAAUGAGCUUCGUGUUGCUCCUGAGGAACACCCUGUCCUGCUCACUGAAGCACCUCUCAACCCUAAGGCCAACAGAGAGAAAAUGACCCAGAUUAUGUUUGAGACCUUCAAUGUUCCCGCUAUGUAUGUUGCUAUUCAGGCAGUGCUUUCCUUGUAUGCUAGUGGUCGUACAACUGGUAUUGUGUUGGACUCUGGUGAUGGUGUGAGUCACACUGUCCCCAUCUACGAGGGUUACGCUUUGCCACAUGCCAUUCUUCGUUUGGAUCUCGCUGGACGUGACCUAACGGAUAACUUGAUGAAGAUCCUCACUGAGAGAGGUUACAUGUUCACAACCACUGCUGAACGGGAAAUUGUCCGUGACAUGAAGGAAAAGCUUGCCUAUGUGGCUCUUGACUAUGAACAGGAGCUUGAAACUGCUAGGAGCAGCUCCUCCAUCGAAAAGAACUAUGAAUUGCCAGAUGGACAAGUUAUUACCAUCGGUGGUGAGAGGUUCCGUUGCCCAGAGGUCCUCUUCCAGCCAUCCAUGAUCGGUAUGGAAGCUGCAGGUAUCCAUGAAACUACCUACAAUUCCAUUAUGAAGUGUGAUGUUGAUAUCAGGAAGGACCUCUACGGUAACAUUGUGCUCAGUGGUGGCUCAACUAUGUUCCCUGGUAUUGCUGAUCGUAUGAGCAAAGAAAUCACCGCUUUGGCUCCCAGCAGCAUGAAGAUUAAGGUUGUUGCUCCACCUGAGAGAAAGUACAGUGUCUGGAUUGGAGGAUCCAUCCUUGCAUCCCUUAGCACAUUCCAGCAGAUGUGGAUUUCAAAGGGUGAGUAUGAUGAGUCUGGUCCAUCCAUUGUCCACAGGAAGUGCUUCUAAGGUGCUGCUGCUAUUUUUACUGUCUGUCGCGAGUUUCCUUUUUUUGUCCUUCCUGCUAAAGCUAUUACGUCAUCUACAGUGAACUCAGGUUUGCUGUUGUAGGCAAGUCUUUGAGAUGGGGCUAUGAAAGAAGGGAGAUUAAGAACAUUGUACUGCUGAUACUAUAUCAUGUUUCCAAUGCAAUGUGGUUUAUAUUCUGAACACAUUUGAUAGAGUGCAAGCCUCUUUUGUCUGGAAAUAUCCCUUCUUGAACUCUUAGGUUGUUUGUAGUUGGGGAGAGUGAUUGUGUUGUUGUUGUUUAUUAUUUUGGGGUCUUUUCUUUCAUUUUCUUGUUUUGCUAUUCUAUGGUACUUUUUUUUCUCUUGGGAACAAAUAUGUCAAUAUUUACUGAAUGAGAAUUUUUGUAGUAGUAUUUUCAGACUUGGGAAAUCACUUGUACUUUUUUGUGGAUGUGGGGAUCGAAUUUUAGUGGUGAUACGUUAUUUUCA
Lycium barbarum (goji berry) is the source of this 1728-nucleotide messenger RNA. RefSeq names its product actin-7. The record is from RefSeq and is a predicted model, not a curated record. Gene Ontology annotation, biological process: cell division. Lineage: Eukaryota; Viridiplantae; Streptophyta; Magnoliopsida; Solanales; Solanaceae. The transcript has 5 exons. The coding region runs from base 107 to 1240 and encodes 377 amino acids. Gene Ontology annotation, cellular component: cytosol; plasmodesma; plasma membrane.